AUGCUACGUGCCCUCCGAUCAGCUUUUUUUGGUCGAAGAAAAAUCAUGGAUCCCCUCAUAGCCGUUGUUGGUGCUACAGGCACUGGCAAGUCGAAGCUUGCCGUGGACUUAGCCUGUCGGUUUAAUGGCGAAAUUAUAAAUGGCGACGCGAUGCAAAUGUAUCGCGGCCUUCCUAUCAUUACGAACCAGAUCCCCGUCGAAGAACGAAACGGCAUCCCCCACCACCUAUUGAGCUGCAUUGAGUUGGAGGCGGAGCCAUGGCGCAUCGGCGCAUUCAAAAACGAAGCAUUAAAACUCAUCAGUGAUAUUCGAUCGCGCGGAAAACUUCCAAUCCUGGUCGGCGGCACACACUACUACACACAAGCGGUCUUGUUCAAGGACCAGCUUGUCGGCGAAGGGGUAGAGAAGGACGAUUCCAGUGACAACGAGGCUUCAGAACCCACAACUGAGGGCCCCUCGAGUUCUGAAAAAUGGCCCAUUCUCGAUUCACCCCCUGAAGUGCUCAUGGAAAAACUACGCGAGGUGGACCCGGUCAUGGCGGCACGAUGGCAUCCAAAAGAUGGUCGUAAACUGAGACGGUCUCUAGAGAUCUACUUCCAGACAGGUCGACCUGCGUCUGAAAUCUACGCGGAGCAAAAAGCAUCCAAGGCGGAAGCUUUGGUGGGGGAUGAGGGCACUCUCCGCUUCAACAAUACGUUGAUCUUUUGGGUUCAUGCGGAAAAGGAGACACUCAACAAGCGCCUGUCCUCGCGCAUCGAUACCAUGAUUGAGCAAGGUCUUAUGGAUGAAGCACAGCUCAUGUCAGAAUAUCUGGAGAAGAAAAGGUCCGAGGGGAUCGAGGUAGAUCAGACCCGUGGUGUCUGGGUAUCUAUCGGGUUCAAAGAACUGGCCCCAUACUUUGCCGCUGUGGAUAAGGCCGAGCAAACCGAGUACGAGCUGGAGAAGCUCAAACAGGAAUGCAUUGAACAAAUCAGGAUUGCCACUCGUCAAUAUGGUGUAUCUCAAGUCAAAUGGAUCCGAAACAAAUUAUGGCGAGCUCUAUCCGAGGCAGGCAUGGUAGAGCGUUUAUACCUUCUUGACAGUACUGAUGUCAGUCAAUGGUCAGAGUGCAUAACCAAACAAUCUGAAAAUAUUUUCCAGGCCGUGCUCAAGGGAGAGUCUACGCCUGAUCCCAAAUCACUUUCAUCGUUGGCAAAUGAAGUUUUCAGUGCCAAAGAGGCCAAGGCACGCGUCCAAUCAACAGACACAACUUGCUAUACCUGUGAGCUGUGCAAGAAGACUAUGGCAGGUGAAGAACAAUGGAACAUCCACCUCGUGAGCAAGUACCACCGAGGAGCCAUUAAGUCCGCUGCGAAGAAGGCUGAGCGCGAUGCAUAUUUUCAAAAACAAGCAUCGGAAUCCCAAGAAGCCGCUAAGGUGGACUCGGAACCUUCGGUAACCGGCUCUCGAACAUGA
This is a messenger RNA of Penicillium malachiteum, 1455 nucleotides long. Its product is annotated as tRNA dimethylallyltransferase. The transcript is spliced from 2 exons. Gene Ontology annotation, molecular function: ATP binding; tRNA dimethylallyltransferase activity. Gene Ontology annotation, cellular component: mitochondrion. Lineage: Eukaryota; Fungi; Ascomycota; Eurotiomycetes; Eurotiales; Aspergillaceae. The record is from RefSeq and is a predicted model, not a curated record. Gene Ontology annotation, biological process: tRNA modification. Bases 1 to 1455 code for a protein of 484 amino acids.